This is a messenger RNA of Juglans regia (Persian walnut), 1110 nucleotides long. RefSeq lists its product as uncharacterized. The transcript is spliced from 2 exons. NCBI's taxonomy places the organism in Eukaryota, Viridiplantae, Streptophyta, Magnoliopsida, Fagales, Juglandaceae. Gene Ontology annotation, molecular function: catalytic activity. The record is from RefSeq and is a predicted model, not a curated record. The coding region runs from base 1 to 1110 and encodes 369 amino acids.
AUGUGUGUUGUGCGGAACAAACCACUUGAGGAAGAGGAGCAUGAGGAGGUUUCUGGGGCAGAGAUGCUUGUGUUGGAGAAUACUGUAUCAGAACUUGAACUAGAUUUCCAAUCAGAGGUCUUCCCGCAGGAUAAAGUGUAUCUCACGGAGUCUAAGGCUAAUGAAGGGAUUGGGACCUCCAGGAGUAGAGUAAAGAAGUUGAUUGGUAAGUUGAAACCGAAAGUUGUUGCUCUAUUAGAAACUUUUCAAAAUUUAGAGGAAGCUCGUAAAUUGGCGCGCUGUUUGAAUUUUGAUAAUGUCAUUUCUAAUGAGAAUGAUGGGGGCAAAAUUUGGAUUUUCUGGAAUAGUACCUAUGUGGUGCAUGUGGUUUGGAUGGGAGUGCAAUUUAUUUCUAUGCUAGUAGGUGAAGGGACCGAGAUGUUCUUGCUCACUGCGGUUUAUGCUAAAUGCACCAUGGCGGAGGGAAGACUCCUUUGGGAUGAUCUUGGCUCUCAAAAUUUGGGAUCACAUCCUUGUGUGUUUCUGGGUGAUUUUAAUAUUAUUCGUAAUGAUUCAGAAAUGAUGAGAGGUAGGCCUCAGCCUAGCAUGGCUAUGGAGGAUUUUAAUAAUUGGAUUCACCAAGGGGGUUUGAUAGAAAUGGCUACGAAAGGAAGUAUGCUUACAUGGUGUAAUGGGCAAUCGGGGCUUGCCCAUUCUUGGGCACGUCUUGAUCGUGCUCUCAUGGAUAGUUCCUCCCAUGCAUUGUUUCCAAACGCUACUUGUUCAUAUUUGCCACGUUAUACUUCAGAUCAUGCUCCCAUGUUUAUUGAACUCAAGAAGGAUCCUUUCAUCUAUGGCUCGACCUCUUUUCGUUUCCAACAAAUGUGGGUGGACCAUCAUAGCUUUUUGGAUUGUGUUUGGGUAGGUUGGGACUUUAGGGUGGAGGGUUCAGCUAUUCAGAUUUUGACUAGAAAAUUAAAGCCGACUAAGGUGGUGUUAAGGGAGUGGAAUAAAAGGGUUUUUGGGCAUACAUUGGGUCGUAUUGAUGCACUGGAAAAACAGGUUGAGGAGAUUGAGCAACAGUUUCAAGUUAAUUGGGAGGAAAAUUUGAGAGAGAAUUACAUAUGGUAG